Messenger RNA from Mesocestoides corti, 570 nucleotides. The record is from the annotation of a GenBank genome assembly. NCBI's taxonomy places the organism in Eukaryota, Metazoa, Platyhelminthes, Cestoda, Cyclophyllidea, Mesocestoididae.
AUGUGGGUUUUUGGCGGUGGGAACAAUGAUGAUUCUUCUCAGAAAUGCAAUAUCGACGAAGCUAAUAAGCACCUUGCGGCAGUUACUUUGAGAAUCCAGGAAUUGGAAAAAACUGUUGAGGAACAGAGACAAGAACUUAGCGAGAAAGACGAACUUGCGUCGCAAUGUAUCAAAGCAAGCGACAUCAAAAGGCGUGACGUGGAACUUAACAUCCUGCGUCAGCGUGUUCGCAUGCUCGACGAGAUCAUGCGCUAUAAGGCCUGCCUUGCGAAGCUGACCAUCACCUUGGAACAGGCAGAACAGUAUUCACGCUCGGUCACGGGACGCGGGGGCAACGAUCCUCGAUUGGCUGGAGCCGUUGUCAACGUUUUUACAGAGCCCGCUCCCCGAGCUGACACAAUGUCGCUUCCAUACAUUGUCGACGAAUUGCCUGAUGAGGAGCUGAUUGACAGGGUCGGUGCCGCCUACGUCAACGGCGAGAGGGAGGCAAGCGUAUCAAAGAAUACGAAGCCAACUUUGGCGGAGAAGGCUGAGUCGGCGUCAGCAAAAAAGGGGAAAACUCCACUAUGA